UAAAAUUAUUUUGCUACCAAUGGCAACCAAAUAGAUGAAGAUGCACAAUCCGCUGGAUAUCUGAAUUUGGCUAAGACGAUCGCCAUUACGAUAAAUAUUCCCGUUCUUCUGUAAACGCCACCGCCGGCGCUCGCCGGAGAUGGAGGAUCACGUUGAACGACUCCUGAAUCGCAUCUCCCUCUGCUUCGCUGCCAUCGCCACACUCUCUCUCCUCCACCUCUUCUCGCGCUCCUCCUUCUCCUGCGAUCCCUCGCUCCUCCACCGACGAAACCAGUCGCAAUCCCUAACCCUAACCCUUUCACCGUUUCCUAGCUCUUCAUGUGAAGCCGCCUCCCGCGACAUUAUACCCCCAGAAAAGCGCUUCCAUAAGCUUCGCUCCACCCAUGCCUUCCAACGCCGCGUCCAAUCCUUCUCCUCCCUCUUCUUGUCCCUCCGCUCUCUUGGCAUCCUCUCCAAUUCAUCCCACGUUCUUUGCGUUUCCGCGGGUGCUGGCCACGAGGUUGCUGCGCUCCAAGAUUCCGGCGUUGUUGACGUUACUGGGGUCGAGGUCAUCGACUUCCCGCCGCUCGUCAAGCGUGCUGACCCACAUAACCUCCCAUUCUUUGAUGGAGUUUUCGAUCUCGGUUUCAGCACCGGUUUCGCCGCUGCCCUGUUUCCCAGGCGGUUUGUGGAGGAGAUAGAACGAACAGUGCGGAACGCCGGCGUCACGGUACUGGCAGUUGACGGUUGGGAGCCGAAGGAUGGUGUGGAGCACGUUGAGAAGCUCUUCAAAACGUCAAGCAUUGUUGAGGUUAGGAAUUUUACUCUGGAUGGAUCUCCGAUGACUUUGGUUGUUAUGAGAAAGAAUAAUAAUGGAACGAAACUUUAACGAGUUUCUUUCUUGCUAUUUCACUGUAUUCUCAUUCUUUUACAUUCAUAUUGAUUUCAGUUGUUUUAGAUGCAUAUAACUAAUCAGGUGCAAAAGCAUUGAAUUGUAUGCGCGGCGUCUCAUACGCCUUUCAACAAUGUAAGCCCUUGAUUUUAAGUUUUCCGGUAUAAAAUUUGCAAAACAAAACAAUCAACAUAA
Dendrobium catenatum is the source of this 1066-nucleotide messenger RNA. RefSeq lists its product as uncharacterized. The record is from RefSeq and is a predicted model, not a curated record. The transcript has a single exon. Lineage: Eukaryota; Viridiplantae; Streptophyta; Magnoliopsida; Asparagales; Orchidaceae. The coding region runs from base 140 to 868 and encodes 242 amino acids.